This is a messenger RNA of Echinostoma caproni, 402 nucleotides long. NCBI's taxonomy places the organism in Eukaryota, Metazoa, Platyhelminthes, Trematoda, Plagiorchiida, Echinostomatidae. The record is from the annotation of a GenBank genome assembly.
AUGCAAGGUGCUGGUCGUGGUAGUGGUGGUGGUAGUGCUGGUGGUUGUGGUGCUGGUAGUGGUGGUGGUGGUCGUAUUGAUGGUGGUGGUGGAAGUAGUGGUGGUUGUGGUGCUGGUGGUGUUGGUUGUGGUGGUGGUGGUAAUGUUGGUUGUGAUGAUAGUGGUGAUGGUGUUGGUGGUAGUGGUGGCGGUAAUGUUGGUUGUGAUGAUAGUGGUGGUGGUGUUGGUGGUGGUAGUGGUGGUGGUGACAGUGGUGGUUGUGGUGCUGGUGGUGGUUGUGCUGGUAGUGGUGACAGUGGUGGUUGUGGUGCUGGUGGUGGUUGUGCUGGUAGUGGUGGUGGUGAUAGUGGUGCUGGUGGUGGUGGUAAAGUUGGUUGUGAUGAUAGUGGUGGUGGUGUUGGU